AUGGCGAAAGAAGACUCAGCCCACAACUCCGAGCGACUGGAAUCCGAAAAAGCUUUGAUCGCCAAGAGGUUUAAGGAGUUGCAUUACCUUGCUAUGCUUGAUCCUUCUGAACAUCACCUAGGCAGUUCAGGCAGGCCUUCCUCUCUGUCCACCGCAUUGAUACCCGAAAACGUCGACUCGACGGCAGCUUCACUGCACCGACUCCACUCAAGUAUUCUCCCGGAGCUCCGCAAGCUAGUUACCGAGCUACGCACGCUGAUUACAACUCCUUUCGAGUUAUGGAAGCGGCCUUGUGACGUCCAGAAAGAACCCGGCGAACUAGUCGAACUCAUCUCCAAGUCUCUAUCAGAACUGGAGCUACUUUUCGAUCAAUUCCUCGAUGUGAUGAAGAUACUCCGUCCGGGCCAAUACCUCCACAUGAGCAACCGUAGAGCUCGGGAUGUUUACGAAUACUCAUUCGACUGGUUGACCAGUUAUUUUGGCGACUUCUGUUGGGACUCGUGUGAACUUAUAACAACGUCAACGGAAGAAACCGACUGGGACUCGGACUCAGACUCCGACUCCGAGAACUGUACUCGUGCUCCAUAUGCGAAAAAACAGGUUGAUCAACAUGCAAAAGAUAUGCUCUAUGCGAUUGAUCGGACCCUCGAGUUGAUAGAAGGAAGUAAAUCCGACAUCGUUGCAGAUCACUGGUCUUUCCCCAACUCUUCCAUCAAUCAAAAACCCAAAGAGCUCUUCAACCUCAUCAACCGGACCAACACCUCCUGGUGGGAGGUGCCCCUCAGUCAACCCGUCCGCAAUGUAGCUAAAUGGUUUGCACCCAUCAUCAAGCUCUUGAGUAUUUUUUUUGCGAAGUUAUCAGCACGUCGAACGGGCGAAAACCGACACCAGUUAUUUACCAAAAUGCGCUUCGAUGAACUGGAUAUAAUAGGAGGAUUAGCUUGGCAUGUCGAUACCGAACUUGAAAAUGUAUUGAAUAUAUUGAAACAAGGCGAUACGGAUGGUCUAUCCACCACUGGAAAAUUGCUCACUCAAACCCUUAGAACGCUCGUUUCCCACUUCAACGAUCGAUUGCGCCUCAUCAAAUCCCACUUCGUUCCAAUCAUUCCAGACACCAAUAACCCUUCAACAAGUCAAGCUGACUGGCAGCGUUGGUUUGCUCUUUGGAACUCUGGGUUUACUUUAGUCAUCAGGAAUGUCAAGAAAAAAACGAGGCGGUUGAUGAGGACUUAA
Puccinia triticina is the source of this 1233-nucleotide messenger RNA. RefSeq lists its product as uncharacterized. The coding region runs from base 1 to 1233 and encodes 410 amino acids. The record is from RefSeq and is a predicted model, not a curated record. The transcript has 2 exons. NCBI's taxonomy places the organism in Eukaryota, Fungi, Basidiomycota, Pucciniomycetes, Pucciniales, Pucciniaceae.